Messenger RNA from Ctenocephalides felis (cat flea), 1283 nucleotides. RefSeq names its product NADH-cytochrome b5 reductase 2. Gene Ontology annotation, molecular function: oxidoreductase activity; FAD binding. The coding region runs from base 169 to 1089 and encodes 306 amino acids. Gene Ontology annotation, cellular component: mitochondrion. The record is from RefSeq and is a predicted model, not a curated record. The transcript has a single exon. NCBI's taxonomy places the organism in Eukaryota, Metazoa, Arthropoda, Insecta, Siphonaptera, Pulicidae.
GCCGCAUGUUAAGAUAACCUUGAACUGAUUGUAUACUAAUUCUAAUUUCUAAUUGUACUUUUAUGAUUCACUGUUCAAAUCGUCUGACAUUUUGAUAUUGUAUAACAUGUUUGCAUAACAGGUUGAAUAAUACAUUAUUUAUGAAUAACCAAGUUAAUAAAUAUUAAUAUGGUAGAUUGUCAGUGUGCUGUUUUGAUGCCCGUCAUCGUGGCUAUUGGAGUAAUUGUCGGUGUAAUUGUUUUAAAGAAAGUGCUAAAUAAAUCUAAAAAACCGGGCGUUAAAAAGACACUUCUAGAUCCCAAUGUAAAAUAUGCUUUACCUUUGAUAGAAAAAGAAGAAAUAAGUCAUGAUACUAGGAGAUACAGAUUUGGAUUACCUUCUGCUGAACAUGUUUUAGGACUUCCAGUGGGUCAGCACAUACAUUUGUCUGCAACAAUUAAUGAUGAACUUACAGUACGUUCAUACACACCUAUUACAAGCGAUGACCAUAAGGGAUAUGUGGAUUUAGUUGUUAAAGUUUAUUUUAAAAAUGUACAUCCCAAGUUUCCAGAAGGUGGCAAACUGAGUCAACAUUUAGAGUCUUUAGAAUUGGGUGAUACAAUUGAUGUGCGAGGUCCAUCAGGAAGACUGAUUUAUUUAGGUGCUGGAAAUUUUUCAAUCAAAAAGUUACGUAAAGAUCCACCUGCUCUAGUUCAUGCAAAACGAGUAAAUAUGAUAGCUGGUGGUACAGGAAUUACACCAAUGCUUCAGUUAGUUGAGGAAAUUGUUAAAAAACCCUCAGAUCAAACUGAAAUCGCUUUGAUAUUUGCAAACCAGACUGAAAAGGAUAUAUUAGUGCGUGAUAGAUUGGAAGAAAUUGCUAAAAAUGAUCCAACUCAAUUUAAAUUAUGGUAUACUCUUGAUAGCCCACCAGACAAUUGGAAAUAUAGCACUGGUUUUAUAAACUCAGACAUGAUUGCAGAACAUUUGUUUCCUCCUUCCGAUGAUACUCUAGUGCUUAUGUGUGGUCCUCCACCAAUGAUCAAAUUUGCAUGCCAGCCUAGUCUGGAUAAAUUAGGAUAUAAUCCUGAAAUGAGAUUUGCCUAUUAAUUUAGUUAUGUACAUAUUUCAGAUAUUAUUUUUAUACAAAUAUUUAUUGAAAUGUUAUUAUGUAUAUAAGAGAGAAAAGACACUUAUGGCAUUCUGGUAUUUAUGUUCAUUUUAAUAGUAAGCUUUUUUAUUUAUAGAAUGUAAUUUAAAUUGUAUCCUGGUAGAAAGUGCUUUAUAAAAGACUAUUGAUAAAA